AUGCAGAUGCACCUAAACAGCUUGGAGAAGGGAAAGAAUACAUUACAUCAAGUUGAGACGAGCAUCUUCUGUCCUUCAAAAUCAUUUGUAUUGCUUGUUGGAUUUAGCCGUGGUUGCAAGCAGUACUCAAAACUCAUCUUAGAUCUGGUAAGAACUGCUCGCACCAUCACUGUAUCAUCAUCAUCUUUCAGAUAUAUUGAGGGAACUGUCGUCCAUCUUCCACAUGAACUGCUCCGAUCUUGGAUAUAUGUAACGAUAGACUUCUUCCGGACUUCGAGAGCUGGCCAAACCAAAGUUCAAACAUAUGGACCACAUCUCUAUGAACCCUACAAGUCUCUGGAAGUCAUGUGGGCACACAGUGAGCAAUCAAUGCAUCAAUCUUAUGCUAUUUAUGGACAAGCCCUAAAACCAUAUGGGCCAUGCUGGGGUGUUUUUGUGAUGACAACAACUAAUGCUGAUAUGACCGAAUCCCACUGACUUCAACGUGACAUGAGCAUUUCCCCGAGCAGCAAGUAAGUAGUAAUUUUCGUUGUGCUCAGCCACCCAGGAACUCGAGGAAGAAGACGAUAAUGGCAGAGAAUAGGAGCAACAAGACAGAGCAAGUGCUUAAGGAUUUGAUAACUGUCAUCAGAGUUCCUGGCUUUGGAGUACUGAAAGCGAGCAGCUUCACGCUGAAACUGGACAGAAAUGCGAAGAACAUCACCAGCACGCAGAGCUUGAGCUGCAAUUCACUGCCUUUUCUGCCGAUAAAUCCUGAGAAGACGCCCGUAAGACCUCCGAAGCUGAUGGAUGUCGUGGUAGUACCGACCUUGGAAAUGAGUUUGAGCUUGAGAUCUUGACCAACGUUGGUAGUAGUGCGCGGUUCGUGCGGCUGUUUCUGGGUGCUGUGCCACUCUAUGCAGAACCAAAGAGUGACUCCAAGAAAUGGUGUCGGCAGGAGAACCAGUACAAGGAAGACGUCAAGGAACGCAGACGCCGCCGUAGCGGCUACGAGUGCCAAUGAGCCCAGCAGAGAGUAGCUGAGUGCUUUGAGGAGCUUGGUAAGGAACUCCCUGGUGCUUUGCUGCUUGAAGCUCGGUGGGACUGAGCUGAGCAGCAUCAACAGAAGGCCGAACAUGGCGGCGAAGAACAUCUGAAAGAUGCAGAUUUUCGUGUUUAUGGUAAGGGCUUGAUCCGAAUUACUUUUAGCGGUCCCAAUAAGAGUAGUUAUCAGCCCACUGAAUGCAAGGGAGACAACAGUGGAUGAGAGACCCAACGAAUGUUUCAGCUCUGAUUUACAGCUUCCAUAUCCUGUGGAAUUCUGAUCAUGAUCAUCGCCUGCGUGGAAUAUGAAGUAGAGGAGGGUGCCGAGAAGCAAACAUCCCGGAAGCAGGGCUGCCAGAAACAUAGAGCGUUUAUGGAGGAGAGUUGAGAAACCAGCUGCUGUAAGGAUGAGGAGAGCGCAUGAAAUGACGAGGAGGAAAACGGUGGUCAUAUGCUGGCCUCUUUGGACACUGUGAUUCUUGCGACUUAGCAAAUUGAUGGUGAAGAACAUUAGGGUUACCCCACAGAGAAGACUGCAGGUGGUGAGGUAGCCGCAGAUGAGAAGGUGCAAUUCGUUUGCAUGGCCUUUCAGAUCUCGCUGUGCUAUGAAAACUGCAAACACUGCCAUUAAGCUGAUGAUGAUAUCAAUGAAGGCGAACUGUAGGAUUUGCUUCAACUUGGAUUCAUAAUAGCUACAUGUUUCAUAACCUCUUUCUGCCUGAAUCAAAGAUAGACAAAAUCCUCAGAUUCUUGAGAAAAGAAGAAGCAGAAGAUCUAAAGGCAGCGAUAAACAUGAAUAAGACAACGCAACGAAUAAAUACAUGUUUCCAUCCGAUACAGAAAAACCUAUUGUUGGAAGUUGUUUAUAGCAAGCAAAUAGAAGAAGAACUAAAACAUGUGUCUUUGUCCUAUCAAAAAAUUAUUUUGAGGCUUAAACAAGUCUUGAGAAGUUGCAUAUCUUUCCAAGAAGCUUAGCAAAGGCUUGAGAAUCACUUGUAUUAAUUUCUUGCAUAUGUAAAUUUGUUUGGGGGAUCCAAAAAGAAAAAGAUGUGUCAGGAAAUUCAAGGAAAAAAAAGCAGAAAUAAUAAACAGUGAUUCAUAUUA
This is a messenger RNA of Musa acuminata AAA Group (dessert banana), 2127 nucleotides long. RefSeq lists its product as uncharacterized. The record is from RefSeq and is a predicted model, not a curated record. The transcript has 4 exons. Bases 1 to 477 code for a protein of 158 amino acids. NCBI's taxonomy places the organism in Eukaryota, Viridiplantae, Streptophyta, Magnoliopsida, Zingiberales, Musaceae.